Messenger RNA from Trichomycterus rosablanca, 2237 nucleotides. RefSeq lists its product as uncharacterized. The record is from RefSeq and is a predicted model, not a curated record. Gene Ontology annotation, biological process: protein K63-linked deubiquitination. Gene Ontology annotation, molecular function: cysteine-type deubiquitinase activity. The transcript has a single exon. The coding region runs from base 190 to 1455 and encodes 421 amino acids. NCBI's taxonomy places the organism in Eukaryota, Metazoa, Chordata, Actinopteri, Siluriformes, Trichomycteridae.
GGUUUCUUUUUCCCGGUCUAAAUAUAGGGGUAUCUGACGUGAGACCUCGAAAAUUGCUCCACACUGACGACGGCAGACGCGCGGCCCCAUGGAAACGCGCCCCACAACUCGACUCUUAAUGACGGGGCGUAUUUUUAGCCGGUGUUGUCAUCCAGUGUUAUCGCGUAGUAUAAAGGGCGGACACUCAAAAUGCAGCUGUACAGCAGCGGGCUAACACACUACCCAGCCUCGUCGCGAAAAGUUACGGUCACUGUUACGACCAGCUGCGGCGACACACCGUCAGAUUCAGCUUUGAACGGAAACAUCGCACAAAGUCCAGUGGGGGAGAACCGAACGGACUCAAACAUGCCUGCGUUUUCAUGCUACGAGGCCACCUCGACCAGGCCUGUUUUCUACACGUCAAGGGCAGAGAUUGUAAUCACAAGGCCGGAUGGACAGAAAAAGUGUGUUCCAGUUCACACCAUAAAGAAUACGCACCGCUCCCUUGAUUAUGUGGACAGGACCUAUUUACCAGAAAACAGGAUCGGUGAUCUUAUUGGACACACGAGGAAUGGACCAGACAUUUUCCAGGAUGAGAGUGAGAUAAGUCAGAGCAACUCAUUUGAUUUUGACAGCUUAUUAAGCAGGAAUGGUUGCAGAGCCAGUGACCAGAGGAAAGAAUUUGUGGUUUGUGUCUCAGACAAAGUCGCUUCACAAAACUUUUCACAAAGAGCUUUACCGAGGCUCAGCAACAAAGACAUGUCUAACACAUUCAAAAAUGAAAAUAAACUUAAAUAUGAGCAGAUCGAUACAGAUGAAAGCAAGGACACAGAGGAGCCAGUGUUUGAGCUGUGUAGCCUCCAGGGGCCCUCAAGAAAGACUGACCUUAAUGAGAAAGUGAGCCAGUACCUUGCAGAGGUAAAAAAGCAGGAUAAAUAUCUCCAGGAGAGGAACAAGUACCGCUUUCAUAUCAUCCCAGAUGGAAAUUGCCUGUACAGGGCAGUGUCAAAGGCAGCAUAUGGGGACCAGUCCAUGCACAGUGAGCUCAGAGAGCGCACUGUGCACCACAUUGCUGAUCACCUGGAUGAGUUCAACCCAAUCAUUGAAGGAGAUGUAGGUGAGUUCCUGAUAAAUGCGGCACAGGAUGGCUCUUGGGGUGGCUACCCUGAGUUACUGGCCAUGAGUCAGAUGCUGAAUGUUAACAUCUACUUGACCACUGGGGGGAGCCUGGAAAGCCCCACCGUCUCCACAAUGAUACACUAUCUUGGUGAGGAGGACUUGACAAAACCAGCCAUCUGGUUAAGCUGGCUAAGCAAUGGCCAUUACGAUGUGCUGAUGGACAACUAUCUGCCGAAUGCAGAGUAUGAUGACUGGUGCCGUCACACACAAGUGCAGCGAAAACGUGAUGAAGAACUUGCCAAAUCCAUGGCUGCUACUCUCUCAAAAAUGUACAUAGAGCAGAAUGGCCUACAUUGACCCAUCCCUUCGAUUUUGACAUUUCACUGACAUGCAUUUCAUAAAGUAUUGAUUUAUCCAAAAAAUACCUAAACAUUUAUUAGAUUAUUUCUAAUUGUUAAGUAUUAUUUUUUCUCAGAAAGGUCUAUGUAUUUUUGAGUAAAGCACAAACCUGCCGUGGUGCCUUUUCCAUAUGGAAGUCAAAGUAUGCUGCCCUACCUUCAUGGCCUUAAAUCUAAAUAUGUUUACCUGGCAAAUAACUUUGAUUUACUGGUUCAGUUGGUUGGCAAUGCAGUUCCAAUACAUUGUUGGGUGUUUGUUAAAAGUUCAUUUUUGUCAUAAAAAUACAGUGGGUUAAAACUACAUGAGAAACUACAUCAGAAACAUUUAAAACAAUCUAUACCAUAAAAUAAUGUCCUGGUAUUGCAUACUGUAUUUUUGUAAGCACAAUUGCACUUCUAAUUCCAUAUGUCAAUUAAGAAAUGCCAUAAUUUAUUCUAGUACUGUGUGUUUUUCUAAUACAGUAGUGUAUUUAAGUGCAGUGCACAGUUUCAUUUGUGUUUAAUAUGUGUUGUAUAUAUGACUACAGAAUAUCAAAUUGUAUAAUGCAUAUCUUCUUACCUGUAUUUUGUAAUAGCAGAUAGCAUAUUUUCUUUACUAGAAUAUGUAUCACCUAUUGUGUUACAUUACCCUUGUUGAUUAUUUUAUGACAUAUUUCCCUAGGUGUUUUUCCUCUAAGGUUUGUUUUUUUCUACAGCUGUUAGAUGUUGAACUAGUUUGAAAGACUGCUGGAUAUUUGUUGU